CUUUCAAAAGCUAAAGAGUUCCACCGCAUCCCCUCCCCCUCUCUCCCCACCGAAACGAGCUCCUUUUAGUCCUCUUCUCGGCCUCCCGCCAUCUGUCGCUCGCCACUUGGCGGGUUGUUCUUCUUUUCAGGUCUCCGUUCCGUGCUCCUGCGACCGCGUCUUCCCACACCCCAACUUCCCACGAUGACUGCCGCCGCCACCGACAGCAGCGAGCCUGGGCCCGGCGAGCUGGCCGCCGCGCCGCCCUCGGUCGAACUCGAGAAGAUCUCCCCCGGCGCCGAGUUCCCCCCACCCGCCGCGCGCACCGACGGCGGCGGCCUCAGCACGGCGCCGAGCUCCAGGUCGGUCCUGCGGAAAUCGCGGACAGACAACUUCCUCGAGAAGGGCGCCCUGCUGCUUCGCGCCCUCGCUUGCCUCUUUUCCCUGAUCGCCCUCGCCGUCUUGGCUUCCAACAAGCACGGGGACUGGCAGGAUUUCGAUCGCUACCAGGAAUACCGGUACUUGCUGGCGAUCGCCGUGCUCGCAUUCAUCUACUCGAUGUCUCAGAUCCUGAGACAGGUGAACCGGUCAAGAACCGGUAAGGAUUUUGUGGCGGCACAGUAUUCUUGGAUCGUGGAUUUCGCCGGAGAUCAGGUGAUGGCGUACCUGCUGAUGUCCGCAUCUUCCGCAGCCAUUCCAAUUACAAAUCACAUGCGAGAAGCUGUUAUCAACAUGUUCACGGAUGCAUCAGCAGCUGCCAUCAGCAUGGCCUUCUUAGCCUUCGUAGCCCUUGCUUUAUCUGCUCUCAUCUCUGGCUUCAAAGUCUCCAAACAAAAUUACAUCUAGUAUUCUUUAAUCCCUCGUGUCUAAGUUAUCAUAUGAUGAUGAUGUAAACCAUGAACGAAGCUAUUAUUUUCUUCUUUUUGUAAUUUUGUUCUUAUGUGACCUUGUACAGUUGUCUCAAACUUGUGUGCCAGGUUUAAUUUGUUCCAAGUCAUUCUUGGGUGAUCCGGUUUUUGCCAUUGCUCUUA
Musa acuminata subsp. malaccensis (wild Malaysian banana) is the source of this 1010-nucleotide messenger RNA. RefSeq names its product CASP-like protein 4B2. The record is from RefSeq and is a predicted model, not a curated record. Lineage: Eukaryota; Viridiplantae; Streptophyta; Magnoliopsida; Zingiberales; Musaceae.